GUGUUUAGUCGGGAUGGAACAAUGAACAUAACGGAACGCGCGGGCAAGAUGCAAUUUUGCGAUGGAAUAAAGAUAUGUCGUUUUUAUGUCUCUAUGUCGAUAGUUUCAAUGCCUUUAGUUUUUUUUAGAAAACCUAUUUUUGUGCCGAAUGACGUGGUACGGGAGAAGAGUCCGAACAAUGUCCGGAGUGGGCGUGUCCAUGUGGCGUCACGUACUAAGCGGAAACCUUUUCCCUGACCGCUUCUUGUUUUCAGCAGCUAAAAGUGGCUUCUCUUGUUUCUCCUCGGAUUAUUUUCACUACCGAACAUUGGCGUAGCAUGACACCGAGCUGAGGCGCUUGACAAACAUCUACUCCGCCAGACUGCCACGUUUGGGUGAACUUCUGCCGCCUUAAAUGGUAGCUGCUUAGCUAACACCGAUAGUUAGGCUUUCGAGGAAAAUGUUUAGCCGUACUCGUGGUCCUGCACAGUCCCUGCGUAUGAUUUGUUGGCGAUAAUUCGCUCGUACUUCUUCCUCUCGUCGUUACUGUGAGGUGACAUGUUUAACAUGGCUAGCAAAGCGAAGAAACAACCACUCCUGCAACCUGGGGUGUAAUGAUCUUUCUCUCAUCCGCGUCGUGGAGAUAUUUCGUGGCCGUGAAGGAAACAGUUGCUAUGGUGUCUACGCUACGUGCGCCUACGCUUGGCUGACGGCGACACAGCAGGCUCAGCAUGAAGUCCCCGGGGUGCAGAAUUUCAUUCUGUAUGGGUUUCAUGGUGGGAUUCUUCACGCUCUACCUGGUUCUACGGCAAGUGGGCAUUAGUCAGAAUUUCUCUGUGCAACCGAUCCACAAACUGGUUGAACACAAUGACCACCAACGGCAUGAAGAAGAGGAGGAAGAAGACAAGAGAUGGAAGAAAGAGAGAUCUGCCCUUUUCAAUCUCAAACACCCUCACCAUUCUGAUGAGGAUAGCCGAAUGGCAGAUGAACUAUACAAAAAAGUACGCAUUCUUUGCUGGGUAAUGACUACACCUACCAACCUGCAGACGAAGGCUCGCUAUGUGAAGGACACGUGGAGUCGGCACUGCAAUGUGAUCGUCUUUGUGAGCUCCGUAAGCAAUCCCGACUUCCCGGCUGUGGGUAUGGAUACAAAAGAAGGGCGCGACCAGCUUUACUGGAAAACCAUUCGGGCAUUACAUUACGUCCACGAGCAUUACAUCAAUGAAGCCGACUGGUUCCUCAAAGCAGAUGACGACACUUACGUCGUCGUGGACAACCUUCGGUGGGUGCUUGCUAACCACACCAAGGACGAGCCCGUUUAUUUUGGUCGAAGAUUCAAGCCCUACAUCAAGCAAGGCUACAUGAGCGGCGGUGCGGGUUACGUGCUGAGUCAAGAGGCCCUGCGACGCUUUGUUCAAGGAUUUCAGAACAAAGUGUGCACUCACACCAGCUCAGUGGAGGAUCUUGCUUUGGGCCAGUGCCUGGAGAAAGUUGGGGUGCUGGCAGGAGACUCCCGAGACACUUCCCAACGGGAGACAUUUCAUCCCUUCAUCCCUGAGCAGCAUCUCACCGCCGAGUUCCCGAAGAGCUUCUGGUAUUGGAGCUACUGCUACUACCCCAUCUCAAUGGGUCCAAACUGCUGUUCAGACCUGUCUGUGUCCUUCCACUAUGUGCACGAGAGCAACAUGUAUUUGUUGGAGUACUACACCUAUCACCUACGUGCCUUUGGCUACAAAUACCGUUACCAGCCCCCUACCCCGCUCGGCUACACUUCCGUGCGCUCAAACUCCAAGGAUGAUGCUGCUGCUGCUGCUGCUCCUGUCGUUGCUAACAAGGAGAACAAAGCUGAUUCUCAGGAAAAGGAACAAAAAGAAGGUGUAAAUGGUGACAAUAGUCCGGAUGACCCGCCUCCAGCGGGCAAACAAAGGUAGGACCAACUGGGUAUGAGAAACAAUCGGAUCAUGAAUGAAGAAUCUGUUGGCUCAUGUUUUAAUGACACACGUCAUAAAUAACCUCAACUGUGAAACUAGUCAAACAUCAGCAUCAUUGUCAACAUUUCUUUUUUCUUUCUAGUUUGUCAAGUCAUGGCAGUGCGGACUAAAUCGGCUGCAUUCUUUUUGAAUUGUAAAAAAGCACCUUUUCUAUCCACGCGUACACCAGCUAGAAUUGUGCCAUUGUUCAAAAAUUUUCUUAGGAUAACAAACCCCGGUCAUGCUUGCAUUUGUUUGCGUCACUGCUCCAAUGCCUUGAACUAAGCAAACAACUGUUGCGUUAACUGCGGCAAGUGUCACAUGGAAAGAAUGACCCACCAUUGUUCGCACGGAUCAUCAUGCAUGACCCUUACUCCAUCAGGCUCUCAAAUAGUUCCGUUUGAGGGCUGGGCCUUUCAAUAUGUUUUUCUGAACAAAAGAAUCUGGACACAGUCUAAUCACCCUUAGAUGCCGGAUGAUCAGUAUGACUGCGAUACGCCCAAGUAGACAAAAUCUGGGGGCGAAACGGAACCAAAAUAAAGCAACGCUAAAGUUGCACCUUUAAUUGCACACACCGGAAGCAAGAAAAAAAAUGAAACAGAUGACUGAAUAUAGAAGCGGCGCGGACCACCAGCAGAAAAUGGAAGCUUUCCCAGUUUCCAAGCACUUUCCACCGCGCUGCGGUGGAGUUUUAUUCCGAGCGUCAGCAACAUGUUGCGCCUAGGUCGCCCCCAAGGGUGAGCAGCCUGCGGGCCUGUUGUAAAGAUGGCUCACUAGCGAUGGGAAAUUGGGAUUUCCGAGGAAUCUCGUUGAAAUGUGCUCAUUUGAAGACUGACAUAAAGUAUUGCGGAUUGAUAAUGAUCAGUUUCCUGAGUUGUAAAGUCGCUGAUCAUUGUAGUGAGAAACAUCGGUGUCCUCACAUAGAUCAUCAUCGAUUGCUAACAUAUUUAAAGGUAAUUUAAGCGAAACUUGGCUAAUUCCAUCUUUCUUUAGCAUUCACAUUGUUGGAAGUGCGUCACCUUUUUUUUAAUCUGACGUUUAGGUGCAGAUUAUCCUGUAAAAGUAGUGCAUCAAUCAAUAACAAUAUCCGACAUUUAGUUGCCUUUUGCAUCGAACCCGCCAAUGCAAUUUGCCACAAUUUUGUGGGCAGCCACAUAGCCACACAACAUACUGAAGUCGGAUAAUUGUGGUGAGCACAACAGGCUGCAAACAAAAAUCAAAAAAUUGAUCAAGCGUAUUAUAACGAACCCAAAGUUGCACUUUGCUCGCUAAAUUCUCUCAAGCUUCCGUCCACAACCACACGUUGCUGGACACCCUUCGAACGUCUGUUUGUCUGAUCAGAUGAAGAAAACGGAACGUUCUCGCUCGACUGCACACUUUCAGGAUGUUGAUCCGUCUCUGGAGGUUAAACAAAUCUUUCCACUGGCCUGUGCUUCCAAAGAAAAGAAGGCCUCUACUAAACCAGCUAUGUCAAAUGCUUUUGGCUUGCACUACUAGUUGAAAAGAGACGAACUUGCACUCAGCACGUGUCACAUUUCCGUUGGUUCGCCCGCAGUGGGUUAGUUGCCACGUGUCGGCCGCACACGUGAGGGUUUGUGGUGAAUUAAUUCAAUACAUCCAAUGAUGAGCCCCCGGCCUUGCCGAUGGUUGACUUUGUGAGCAUUUCUCAUGUUUUUUUUUUGUCCUGCAAUGUUAUUAAUCUUUAAAAUAAUGUGGUCGAAACAUUUUUUUCCUUUGUAAUUUGUGCAACUUCAACUGUCAAACCGAAGAUACUCAUUCUUUAAUAUCAUGAUGUGGCAGACACUGUUUUUCUUUGAAAUGAAAAAUAAAUGUCAUUUGUUAUGUAUUUUUCUAAGAAAAAAACCAAACAAACGAAAAAACACCCGAGCUGCUUACUUAGCUAUUUUUCUCACUGAAAUUGAACGUGCGUGGGGUACCUAAUCAAAUGCCUUUAGGAACCGUACCAACACGGUUCAGGUGUGUUUAUUUACAUGUAGGGCUGCAAAUGUGCAGCUUGCCAUCAGCAUAUGCUAUAUAUUCCAUGUAAUUUGUCUAUCAUUUCCCACAUCGUAUUUCUGAAGUACCUGCACCUUCCUUAGCCAGCUCGAUAUGGAUACGAGCAUUUCAAAUUUUGUCACCAUCAAAAUUCAUUUUGUUUUCAUGACAAUCUGCUCCCGAUGACAUUCAAUGAUGGUGUACAGUACUGUAAUUAUGGUUGCUGUGGAUUAAUGACAGUAUUGAUGUUUUGAAUUGAUUUGUUUUGUUUUUUUAAGUGAGUGUGUGGUCAGGCUAUUUGCAACGGAUGGUACUUUAAUCACUAUCAAUAAAGUGUAUUUGAUUGA
Messenger RNA from Hippocampus zosterae (dwarf seahorse), 4291 nucleotides. RefSeq names its product core 1 synthase, glycoprotein-N-acetylgalactosamine 3-beta-galactosyltransferase 1, like b (gene c1galt1lb). Bases 711 to 1910 code for a protein of 399 amino acids. Lineage: Eukaryota; Metazoa; Chordata; Actinopteri; Syngnathiformes; Syngnathidae. The record is from RefSeq and is a predicted model, not a curated record. Gene Ontology annotation, molecular function: N-acetylgalactosaminide beta-1,3-galactosyltransferase activity. Gene Ontology annotation, cellular component: membrane. The transcript is spliced from 4 exons.